AUGUAUUUGGAAAACUCUGUUGCCAUGGGGCUCUAUAAAUUUCGGAAAAAUGAGUGUCUUAAAAACGAUUGCGAUUUAGUGGAAUACUUUUUGGUGAACCCAUUCAGUGCCUUGUCCUAUGAAGAUAAAUUGAUUGUGAAAAACAAACGUCCGACACCGACAUUGAAAAAUCUGAUUGUAACAGGUAACAAACAAAAUCGUUCAUUCAAUUCUGAUAAUUAUAAAAAAUAUAUCUGGCUGACGGGAUCUGAGGUAAGGAAUAAGCUAUUUUGUUGGUACUGCGUAUUAUUUUCAACCGAUAAAUCAUCAUGUUGGGGACGAUUAGGAUAUAAUGAUUUGAAAAAUUUGCCUCGCGGAUUGGAUAGACACUGCAAAUCACAGGAACACAUCUCUUCAAAUAUUAAAUUCAGGUUAACUGGUAAACAGAAUGUCAUUGAAGCUAUUGAUUUGGAUUCAAUAUCCAGAACGGUAGUAGUUCGUAAGGAUCUCGGACAGAACUUGAACGCAAAGGCGUACACCACAACUGUUCCGAAGGAAGCUGCAAAGAUCACCGUAACCGCUCCGGCGUACACCACAACCAACCCGAAGAACGCUGCGAAGAACACUGUAACUGCUCCGGCGUACACCACAACUGUUCCGAAGAACGCUGCAAAGAUCACCGUAACCGCUCCGGCGUACACCACAACCAACCCGAAAAACGCUGCAAAGAUCACCGUGACCGCUCCGGUAUACACCACAACCAUUCCGAAGAACGCUGCUGAGAUCACCGUAACCGCUCCGGCGUACACCACAACCAACCCGAAGAACGCUGCGAAGAACACCGUAACCGCUCCGGCGUACACCACAACUGUUCCAAAGAACGCUGGAGAGAUCACCGUAACCGCUACGGCGUACACCACAACUGUUCCGAAGAACCCUGCAGAGGUCACCGUAACCGCUCCGGCGUACACCACAACUGCACCAAAGAACGCUGCAGAGAUCACCGUAACCGCUCCGGCGUACACCACAACCGUUCCGAAGAACGCUGCAAAGAUCACCGUAACCGCUCCGGCGUACACCACAACUGUACCGAAGAACGCUGCAGAGAUCACCGUGACCGCUCCGGCGUACACCACAACCAACCCGAAGAACGCUGCGAAGAACACUGUAACCGCUCCGGCGUACACCACAACUGUUCCAAAGAACGCUGGAGAGAUCACCGUAACCGCUCCGGCGUACACCACAACCGUUCCGAAGAACGCUGCAAAGAUCACCGUAACCGCUCCGGCGUACACCACAACUGUACCGAAGAACGCUGCAGAGAUCUCCGUGACCGCUCCGGCGUACACCACGACCAACCCGAAGAACGCUGCGAAGAACACUGUAACCGCUCCGGCGUACACCACAACUGUUCCAAAGAACGCUGGAGAGAUCACCGUAACCGCUCCGGCGUACACCACAACUGUUCCGAAGAAUCCUGCAGAGGUCACCGUAACCGCUCCGGCGUACACCACAACUGCACCAAAGAACGCUGCAGAGAUCACCGUAACCGCUCCGGCGUACAUCACAACCGUUCCGAAGAACGCUGCAAAGACCACCGUAACCGCUCCGGCGUACACCACAACUGUACCGAAAAACGCUGCAGAGAUCACCGUAACCGCUCCGGCGUACACCACAACCAAACCGAAUAACGCUGCGAAGAACACUGUAACCGCUCCGGCGUACACCACAACUGUUCCAAAGAACGCUGGAGAGAUCACCGUAACCGCUCCGGCGUACACCACAACUGUACCAAAGAACGCUGCAGUGAUCACCGUGACCGCUUCGGCAUUCACCACAACCAUUCCGAAGAACGCUGCAAAGAUCACCGUGACCGCUCCGGCAUACACCACAACCAUUCCGAAGAACGCUGCAGAGAUCACCGUAACCGCUCCGGCGUACACCACAACUGUUCCAAAGAACGCUGGAGAGAUCACCGUAACCGCUCCGGCGUACACCACAACUGUUCCGAAGAACCCUGCAGAGGUCACCGUAACCGCUCCGGCGUACACCACAACCAACCCGAAGAACGCUGCGAAGAACACCGUAACCGCUCCGGCGUACACCACAACCAACCCGAAGAACGCUGCAAAGAUCACCGUAACCGCUCCGGCGUACACCACAACUGUUCCGAAGAACGCUGCAGAGGUCACCGUAACCGCUCCGGCGUACACCACAACCGUUCCGAAGAACGCUGCAAAGAUCACCGUGACCUCUCCGGUAUACACCACAACCAUUCCGAAGAACGCUGCUGAGAUCACCGUAACCGCUCCGGCGUACACCACAACCAACCCGAAGAACGCUGCCAAGAACACCGUAACCGCUCCGGCGUACACCACAACCAACCCGAAGAACGCUGCAAAGAUCACCGUAACCGCUCCGGCGUACACCACAACUGUUCCGAAGAACGCUGCAGAGGUCACCGUAACCGCUCUGGCGUACACCACAACCGUUCCGAAGAACGCUGCAAAGAUCACCGUGACCGCUCCGGUAUACACCACAACCAUUCCGAAGAACGCUGCUGAGAUCACCGUAACCGCUCCGGCGUACACCACAACCAACCCGAGGAACGCUGCGAAGAACACUGUAACUGCUCCGGCGUACACCACAACUGUUCCGAAGAACGCUGCAAAGAUCACCGUAACCGCUCCGGCGUACAAAACAACCCAUUCGGAGAACGCUGCGAAGAACACCGUAACCGCUCCGGCGUAUACCACAACCGUUCCGAAGAACGCUGCAAAGAACACCGUAACCGCUUCGGCGUACACCACAACUGUUCCGAAGAACACCGUAAUUGUUUCAGAUCAAUGA
This is a messenger RNA of Phaedon cochleariae (mustard beetle), 2829 nucleotides long. The record is from the annotation of a GenBank genome assembly. NCBI's taxonomy places the organism in Eukaryota, Metazoa, Arthropoda, Insecta, Coleoptera, Chrysomelidae.